Balaenoptera musculus (blue whale) is the source of this 1900-nucleotide messenger RNA. RefSeq names its product transformer 2 alpha homolog (gene TRA2A). Gene Ontology annotation, biological process: positive regulation of mRNA splicing, via spliceosome. Bases 181 to 1026 code for a protein of 281 amino acids. Gene Ontology annotation, molecular function: RNA binding. Gene Ontology annotation, cellular component: spliceosomal complex. Lineage: Eukaryota; Metazoa; Chordata; Mammalia; Artiodactyla; Balaenopteridae. The transcript has 8 exons. The record is from RefSeq and is a predicted model, not a curated record.
AGGUUUCUGGCGGCACCGGCGCCAUUUUGCCGGAGCCUGCGACCGAGUGGGAGUGGAGUGGAGCGGCUGUUGUUGCCGACUCUUUCCUCCUCCCCACGGUCCAGUCAGCUGGUUGAUUAGGCCAUCGGCCCUCAAGCCGAGACCUGUCUCUUAUUUAGUUCUGGGGAGUGCCUGGCCGACAUGAGUGAUGUAGAGGAGAACAACUUCGAGGGCAGAGAGUCUCGCUCUCAGUCAAAAUCUCCAACGGGAACUCCUGCUCGUGUAAAAUCGGAGAGCAGGUCAGGAUCUCGUAGUCCAUCAAGAGUUUCCAAACACUCUGAAUCCCAUUCUCGAUCAAGAUCAAAAUCCAGGUCGAGGUCAAGGAGGCAUUCUCAUAGACGUUACACUCGAUCCAGAUCCCAUUCUCACUCUCAUAGGAGACGAUCUCGAAGUAGGUCCUAUACACCAGAAUACCGGCGUCGAAGGAGCCGAAGUCAUUCUCCAAUGUCUAACCGGAGAAGACAUACAGGCAGCAGGGCAAAUCCAGAUCCCAACACUUGUCUAGGAGUGUUUGGCCUCAGUUUGUACACAACAGAGAGAGAUCUUCGCGAAGUAUUUUCUCGAUAUGGACCAUUGAGUGGUGUCAAUGUGGUUUAUGACCAGCGAACUGGACGAUCACGAGGAUUUGCUUUUGUUUAUUUCGAGAGAAUAGAUGACUCAAAGGAGGCUAUGGAAAGGGCAAAUGGAAUGGAGCUGGAUGGUAGAAGAAUUCGUGUAGAUUAUUCUAUCACCAAGAGAGCGCACACACCUACACCAGGCAUAUACAUGGGCAGACCAACUCAUAGUGGUGGUGGAGGCGGUGGAGGUGGUGGUGGAGGUGGAGGAGGUGGCAGACGUCGAGAUUCUUACUAUGAUAGAGGAUAUGAUCGUGGGUACGACAGAUAUGAAGACUAUGAUUACCGGUACAGAAGAAGAUCGCCUUCUCCUUACUAUAGUCGAUACAGAUCACGAUCAAGAUCUCGUUCCUACAGCCCAAGACGCUAUUGAUAAACAGAGCGGUUGCAGUUGAGGACAUCUUUUUCUCUCUUUUUUUUCCCUUUCUCUUUUUUUGUUUAAUUCUGGAUUUCCCCAAGCUUCUAAUCCUUCCUACUCCUUAAAAAGAGCCCUUAAAAACAUCUUUGGUUUAUUUAGCAUCUACACUUUGUCGAUUGUAUUGUUGUUUUCACCCCUUUUAUUAUAUUCUUAAAGAUGUAAUUGUUGUCAUUUUGAGUAGUUAAACAUCUUGAGUUAAAAAGGAACCCCCAGUGUUAUGCUUUUGUAAAUGGUUUUUUGUUUGUUUUUUGCUUUUACAGAAAAUUAACUCCUGCCUAAUUGAAUGAGGAAAGAAAUGAUCUUUUUAAAGCUUCUUUUGUGUUAGAUAUUGUAUUAGACAUGGUAUUAGAGAGCUGCAUUUACUACAAACUCCUUUUCUAACUUUCUUUUGGGGAAGUUAGUAACAUAAAGUAGUUCAGUCAUGUCAGGUUUGUCUGGGAUGGCAUGGAGCAAUCAAAUAAUUGAGUGUAGAAAGUUUGAAGCUAUAGAAGAAAACACUUGGUCAUUUCUUUUGAAGAACGGAAUUUUUGAACCCUAAAAAUUGUCGUUUUUUAGAGGUGAAAAGCUUGUGGACUCCUACAAAACAUGUUGUAUUUAAAAUACAUUUGUUAAAACUUAAAAACGUAAAGUUUGAUUUUUGUGUUGAAAUUUUUGAAGUUUAAUCAGUGAAGGACAAGCCUUAUUAUUUAUUAUUUAGAGCAGUUGUAUGCUUUGCUGUUAGAAAUUUUGGUAUUGGGGAAAUGGUUUAAGUAAGCUGUUGUAUAGAGUCCUUAGAAAUAGUGAGGGGAAGGGUAGUCUCCUUUCAAAUAAAAGUUAAUUUCUUUGAAAA